UAAACCACCUUCCAAUUUUUUCCCACUUCCUCCUUGCCGGCCCGCUCUUUUGUCGCCCUCGUAGGAUCCCUAAACAUACCAUCACCUUCAUCUCCCGAUCGCCAUCGGUGGAGGAGGAGAUCAUCGGUGGAGUCAUGGCGACCUCGAGGGACGUCCAAGAAAUCGUCUCCAAGCUCUCGUCUGAUAAAGCGAAAGCCAGAGAGGAAGGGGUGAAACUGUUGAGUAGCUGGUUGGAAGGCGAGAGGGCGGCUAGUUUCUGCAAGCUCCUCGGCCAUAACACCGCCAAGAUUAAGGCGGAUUCAAUCCCUCACGCUGAAACAUGGCCUUUUCUCAUCACGCUGCUCAUGAAAUGCAUCUCGUUGGAGGUCUCUGCAAGCAAGAAACGCCUUCCCAGGUUAAUCUUUGUGAAGACUCUGCGAAGUAGCAUCCAAUGUGCAGAAGAUAUAAAGCUUUCAGGAAGAAAUUUUCUUUUGCUUUCUGUCGUUAAAGUGCUAUUCAGUCAUAUAUGGGAUGUUAUAAAGGAUAUUCCUAGCUUCCAGUCGGAGUACAGCAGCAUUCUUCGACAUCUUCUAACUGUUAGAGAGUAUCGCUAUCAAAUGAGGAAGCGGGUUUAUUCUGGUCUAGUAGUACUAUACAUCAACAAGUUAGGUACUGUAAUAGAUAUGAAUACUAGUCAUACCAGUUCCAAGGAGGAUGUUUUCCGCAGUAUAGUGAUUCUUCAUGUCCUUUUGGAAAACCCACCUGGUGAUUAUCCAGAUAAUAUUCGAGAGGAUGUUGUGAAGGGAUUCAUUAUGAUCUUCUCAAAAAUUCGCUUUGUCAGGAAUGAGGGGAAGAUUUUACGGAAACUCGUGGAAUGCCUGAAUACGUACUUGUUAAGAGAUGGCCCAAAUCUUGGCAAUCAGGCCAUGGAGAUUCAUUUUGCUGUACAGGAUAUCAUGUUCAGAUGUUGGUUUACUUCUCAUGAUCAAGGACUAAAGAGUUCCUUGAUUAAUUUUGCAAAAAUUCAGCUAAAGCUAAUACGGUAUCUGGCUGAAGGAACUCAGAUAAUAGAGCAAUUACUUGAUGUUAUUGUCAAGGAACUUGACCAAGGCAUUAAUGUUGGUUCGGAAGUUCUUUGGAACGAUAUAUCUAGAGAGGAUAAGCUUGGAACUCUAGGAAGCAUCCAGCAAUGCCUAAUGGAGCUUGCAGCCACUGUUUUCUAUCAGGCUUGCAAAAUUAAUAGUAAAUCAACAUGUGAUGUAAAACGGUUGAAAAUGGAGCAUGCUGCAGUACGUUUAAAAGAUGGCCUCAUCAAAGGUUCCUGGAUCUGGAAUGGGGCCUUCGCCUUCUUUAUUCAUAAUUAUGGACUUCGACUAGAUAAGGCUCUGUUAAUCUAUUGGUUUGAAGGUGCUGGUGAAAGUUUAAGAAGGAUAUUGAGUGGUUCAGGUACUCUGCAUUCACAUGAUGCACUUCUUUGGCUUUUACGGGCAUUGCAGGAAUUCUCAGCUGUUUUCCCAUUCUUCCUUCAUGAAGAGCCUUCCAACAGCACAUCGUUCACUUCAAAUGAGGUUUUGUUAGUUAAAAAUGGUUGGCAAGAUAUAUGGAGCUGUUUGAUGCGUGGAAUACCUUCUUUUAGUAGUUUCUCCUCAAUUAUUGACGCUGCUUUGACACUACUUGGCAAUAUGAUUAAGAGAGACCAAGCUAGUGUAGCUGUCAUGCCUCUAGAUGUAUGGAACCUUAGGAUAUUUAAGCGCAUGCCUUCAGAGUCUACUUUGUACUUCAUCGCUUGCUAUUUCUCUCGAGCAGGUGCUAAUGGUGAUCUUAGAGACAUUCUGUAUCUUAGAAAAGAUUUACUCAGAGCAACUAUGGAAUUAUUUGACUUCAAGCAAGCUAGUUUUUGGAACGAGCAAAUGGUUUCUCUUAUUCCUGAAGCCAUAUUUGCUCUUUGUGCUGGUUGUGCAACUUUAGCACCUCUUUCUGGAGGCUUAUCCAUGUUUACAAGACCCAACAAAGAUUGCAAUAAGCUGUUUCUGGUGAAGGAUGAGCUGGAACACCCAGAGGAAGUUUUAGAAUGUUCUGUGGAAUCUUUAGCAGAAAUAGAAUCAGAAUCUUCUACUGAGGAGAAAACCAAUUGGUGUAGUUGUGUACGCCUUCCCAAGCAGAUUAGACGGCCAUUGAUACAUGAAUUUGAGGAACAUAUAUCUGAUUUUCUGACUUCGAAGGGGGAGUUUGGGGAAACGGUUCUUUCAUUUUUUUUCUCUCUGUGUUCCCUUUUGUGCAAUAGCAUCUACUGCUCAUUACUAGCAAGGCUCAGCGAAGAUAAGUUCUUAAUCCUCCCUAAGGUGAUUGAUUUUCUGACAGAGAUUUUGGACCAUAUUGUUUCAGUGAUCGACGAUAAGUGCAAUGAAAUGAGUUGUGAUGGUUCUGUUAAUUUAAGUUUCAUUCUUGACUCUGCUGGCACCAAUGCUUCGUCUCUUCGUAGCUUAUUAUCCUCACCACUGUUUAAGCUUAAGGAUGGCGAUGAUUGCACUGAUUGUGUCCCACUUGGUAGGAUCACACAAGCUGUUGAGAAACUAUUGGUGGCUUUUGCUAAGCUAUUUGAUGUGUUGUCAAAGUUUCCAACUGAUCCGGUUUCUGAUGCUGAGAUUCAACAGCUACCUAUAUCUUCUGUGGAUUCUCUGCAGGAUUCUAUGGCUGAAUUUAAUGUCAGAAUUGUUGACAUGGAGCUUGAUGCUGAUGAAAGUUUCGAAGAUAUGGAUUCUGUGGCCAUGAGUGGGGGGAGAAAGUUGAUCACUUCACCUUUGUUGUGGAAGCUACACUUGGUUUCUAUGAUUUCAAGUUUUUCUUCAGUAUUACCGUUCCGUACAUGGGAAGUCUUGUUUGAUUUAAUGGGGAGAGAAAAUGAUUCUAAGGUUUGUGAAAGUAUUCUGUUUAAUCUUUGCAAGUAUUUUCCUGGUCCUGCUGGAAGAUCAUCUGCCUUGGUUAUUAUGAUUGGUAAAUUGACAGAAAAUGAUGGAAAUCUAAAGUUCUUUUAUGUAAAUAUUUUGACUUGCAUCCGUGUUCUGUUGGGUUCUUUAAAGUCAAUCUCUUCAACUGGAAAUAAUACCAAAGCUAUACAAUGCAUGGAUGAAAGGAUGACCGAUGAGAACUUAAGUACUCUCUGUAACACACUAAAUAGAGUUGCUGAGUUUGGACUUCCUGAUUGGUAUGCUCGUAUUGAGCUGAUUAAUUGCAUUUGUUGUUCUGUUUUGCUGGAGCCUCAAUCUGCCCAGGUUAUGGUUGGAGGACUUCUAGUGAUGCUUCAAGAUCCCGAUUAUCGGGUUAGACUCUUUUUAGCAAGAAAAAUUGGUCUCCUUUUUCAUACAUGGGAUGGUCAUAACGAGUUGUUCCAUGAUAUUUGUUUGAAUUUUGGUUUCAAGAUGGUGAGGGGUUCAAAAGACUUGAGGAUAAAAGCUGAAGAUAUCAUUGCUGCUGGUCCUCAGCCUGCUCUUGCUGUAGAAACUGCUCUUAUUACCUUAGCACAUCUUGCCUUUGCUAGUGAGGAAAUAGAAAUCGAGACUGUCUUCAUGAUAUGUGUGAUAGCUGCUAUGGAUCCGUCUCAUAGGGAACUGGUAUAUGCUCUUUUUGAUAAUUUAUCAAGACGACUCCAGUAUGCUUCUAGAUGUGAGUACCUGGAGCAACUAAUGGGAUCAAUUCUUGCUUCUUGGGUAGCUUGUGAAGUAAGCUUAGUGGCUCUAGUUGAGGUGCAAGAUCUUUUUAUUGGUAAAUCAGAUAUAAAAUGCUUCAUGCAAUACUGCUGUCCAUGGUUGCUUCCUCCAUUGAUAUUAAAUGGAGAUAAUGCUGGUCUUGACUGGGUAUCGAAGGUUUCUCUUCAGCCAUUGUCUGUUCUUGUGCGGGAAUACUUUGUGCCUAUUUGUGCAUUGUGCAUUGCUGUUCAUUGUAGUAUGAGACCAAACAAGGAAAUUGGUGGCAUGGCCCUUAACAAUUUAAUCUUGCAAUUUGCCAAUAUUUCUGAGCUUGAGCGAGAUGAACUUAUAAAGAAACACAUGGUGUCAAUUGUCAGCUUCCUUUUGUCACUUUCAUCCUGCUCAGUUGAUCCAGAAUUGCCAUUCUUUACAAAGGAUACUGUGGUUCUUGCAGUGCAAACAGUUGUUGAUGGUUUUCUGGAGAUGGAUGAUCAUCCCAUUACUGUUGGUAUUAUUGACAAAAUUAACAUUUUCCGUGCCGAUAGAAUUUUCAUGUUUUUAUUGGAGAUGCAUUACAAGAUAAGUGCUGCUGUUCAUUCUCGGCAUAUUUGUCAUCGAUUAACUGCAGUUGAGGUCCUUACUCAUAUCAUAGGGCCUAGGGUUACUAAUCCUAGCAGUUCCUACUAUAUUAUCAAUAUUGUUGGGCAGUUAAUUGGAAGUCAACCCCUGCAAGAACAGUGUUGUGUUAUCCUUUCCACAUUACUGAAGGCAUUUAAAGCUAAACCAACCAAAGAUGUGUACAAUGUGCUUGGUGAAGAGCUUCAGUUUUUGGUUUCAAAAUUGGUAGCCUGUUGCAUUCCUUCUGAAUCUCAGAAUGUAAAAGCAGUUCCUCCUCCACCAGCUGUGAUAUCUUUACUUCAUGAGCUGACUGUUGAUGCUGACCCAUUACUUCUAGGCUACAUCAGAGAGUUGGAACCAUUCCCUGAGGUUGAUUGCUUGAAGAAAAUACGGCUGUUUCAUAAUGACCUCUGCAAGACAUAUUCUGCAAGGGAUCAUUUUUUGAAGUUUGCAAAGAGAGCUUAUUACCUUCCAAAGGGCCUACUUUUAUGGAGUCUCCGAAACCUGCAUAAAAGGUUGCUCGCUGGUGAAAUUAUUGAGAAAAGGCCAAAUGAUAUGGAAAAAUUAUGUGAGAGAACCUGCUGGAAUGAUAAUCCAGAUGUUGUCAGUGCUGUUUGGGUGCUUGUUGACUUGUGUAGCUCAAAUGAGGCAAGCACUAUGAGUGGACUGCUUGCUGAUUUCAUUUCUCGGGCUGGAAUAGGUGAUCCUUGUCGUGUUGUUUUCCAUUUGCCAAAUGGUUCAAGUCAAAAUCAUACUUUUCUGUCAUCAAACCUUGUUUGCCUGAAGGCAAAUAGGUCAUAUUCCAAUAUGGAGGACUCAGAUGAGUUUUUGGUUUAUCUUUUGAGAUUGUUGAAGAAAUUUCUAGCAGAUGAUUCUGUCGAGACUGUGGACAUAACUUCACGAACAUUGAGGGGUAUUCUUUCAACUGAAAAGGGCUACACUGCAUUGUUAUCUCUUGAUCCUUAUGAGAAGUCUCUAAUUGCGGUUCACUCUAAGGGUGUUAAUCUCGAACUUGUAGAAAGGGUACUCUUAGAUUUGGGAAAAAAUUGUCAUGAGAUAGUUUCAUUGGAAGAUUCUUCUUUGUGGAGGACGGACAAUAAAACUUACAAAAUGUGGGUCUGCUCACUGGUGCACUCGUUCAUUCAUCAUUGUGAUGAUGUAAUUUUAAGAUUGUGCCAAAAUUUAGUGUUACUAAAAGAUGAGAUUGCCGAGCUUUUGUUUCCAAAUGUCUUGGUGAACCUAGCGCGAAGUGUCCAUUCAGAUGUUCUACUUUGUGAUAUAAUCUCAGCAAAGGUUGAGGAGAACAUCUUUUGUGAAUCCAAUGGAUUGGUUAAGUCAAUUCAAAUUAUGCUAGAUGCAUUAAAUAAACUUCGAUCUGUUUAUGUUAGUGAAAUAGCUGGUUCUCUGUCAACUCCAGUGAAGCAUGGCAGACCCUCAAGUGGUGGAAAAACCCGUGGCAUAUCAGAAAUAUCAAAAUAUCGUUCUCCAAAUGUUUCUUUGUCAAUGUCUUCAUGGAAAAAGGUGUACUGGCUUUCAAUCGACUAUCUUAUGGUUGCUAAAGCAGCAAUUCGUUGUGGAUCAUACUUCACGGCAGUUAUGUAUGUCGAGCAUUGGUGUGAAGAACACUUUAAUGGUCUUCAAUUAGGAUGUCCUGAUUUCUCACAACUAGAAUUGUUGCCUUCACAUAUCGACCUACUUAUGGCUGCAUACACACAGAUUAAUGAGCCUGAUAGUAUAUAUGGAAUCAUCCAAUCAAAUCAGCUGACAUCACAGAUAAUUACAUUCGAGCAUGAGGGAAACUGGAGUAAAGCUCUGGAGUAUUAUGACUUGCUUGUAAGAUCAGCUUCAAUUGGCCCAGGAAAGCAUUCUGUAGAUGACACACUCAGUUCUUCUCAUGCCACUGAAGGAAGGAGUUGUUGGAAAUCAUACAAAGGUUUGAUGAGAUCAUUGCAGAAAACUGGUUGCACUCAUGUAUUGGACGUAUAUUGCCAAGGAUUGACUAUUUCCAAUGGCUGCUUGCAACAUGAUACUGAAUUUGCUGAUAUGCAGUAUGAAGCCGCUUGGAGGUCUGGAAAUUGGGACUUCUCAUUUGUCAGCGGAGAUGCAAGUCCUCCAUAUUCUACACAAUUUUCAAGUAGUGGUCAAUUCAAUGAGAACUUGCAUAGUUGCUUAAGAGCCUUGUACGAGGGCAAUGCCAGCGAGUUCCAUGGAAAACUUAUAGAUUCAAAGAAGGAGCUUGUGCUGUCUAUCGCAAGUGCAAGCAGGGAAAGUACUGAAUAUAUCCAUUCAACAAUAGUGAAACUUCAGAUAUUGGACCAUCUUGGUGUGGCCUGGGAUAUUCGUUGGAUGUCAUCCCAUCAAGUAUCAACAUUUUACCCAAAGAUCACUGAUAUAGCAUGUGCACCUAUUACUCCUGAAAAAGACCAGCUGGGCUGGCUUAAUGCUGAAUGGAGUGUUAUCCUCAGACAUACACAGCUACAUCUAAAUUUGUUCGAACCUUUCAUUUCUUUUAGGCGUGUUCUGCUUCACAUUUUAGAUUGCACAGAAUGUGCAAUAGAACAUUUGCUGGAAUCUGCUUCCACUUUUCGUAAGGGUUCCAGGUUCUCCCUAGCUGCUGCUUCUUUGCAUGAGCUCAAGCAACUCUGUUGUCAGAUGAAACAAAAGCCAAUAUCACAAAUUUAUUUCCAUGGAAGGCUUGAGGAAGCAAAACUUUUAAAAGCUCAAGGUCGGCAUGAUAUGGCUAUCAAUCUCGCAAGAUAUAUUCUACAAAACCACUCAAUGGGAGAAGAAAUGUCCAAUGUGUAUCGAUUGGUUGGGAAGUGGUUGGCUGAAACUCGGUCUAGCAAUUCUAGAAUUAUUUUAGAGCAGUACCUGAAACAUUCGGUGGAACUAACAGAGUUAAGCAAGGAUACAGAUGAAAAAUAUAUAUCUAAACAAUGUCAGACAUACUACCAUCUAGCACACUAUACAGAUAGUCUGUUUCAGAGCUAUGAAGAAAGACUAGCCUCUAGUGAAUGGCAAGCAGCUUUGCGAUUGAGGGAACACAAGACAAGAGAGUUGGAUGCACUUAUCAAAAGAUUAAAAAGAUCCUCAAAAGGCGAAAAAACAGAUUACUCAGCCAAAAUACAAGAGUUGCAAAAACAACUUACUAUGGAUAGGGAAGAGGCUGAAAAAUUGCAUGAUGACAGAGACAACUUCCUCGGCCUCGCUUUGAAAGGAUAUCAGCGUUGUCUUCUCAUAGGUGGAAAAUAUGACCUGAAAGUGGUGUUUCGGCUAGUUUCGUUGUGGUUCAACUUCUAUUCCAGACAGAAUGUUGUGGAAGAGAUGAUUAGCACACUGAAGGAGGUUCAAUCAUACAAAUUUAUACCAUUGGUUUAUCAGAUUGCUUCAAGACUUGGUAGCUCUAAAGAUGGGCAAGGAUCAACCAAUUUUCAGAUCGCUUUGGUUUCUCUCAUUAGGAAAAUGGCCAUUGAUCAUCCGUAUCAUACUAUUUUUCAGCUUCUUGCUCUAGCAAACGGUGAUCGUGUGAAAGACAAGCAAAGGAGUAGAAACUCAUUUAUUGUUGAUAUGGAUAAAAAACUUGCAGCUGAAAAUCUCCUGAGUGAGUUAUCUACUUAUCAUGGUGCUUUGAUAGGACAGAUGAAACAAUUAGUUGAGAUUUAUAUUAAGCUUGCUGAAUUGGAGACAAGAAAAGAGGAAACAAAUAAGCGAGUGCCAUUACCAAGAGAAAUCCGUAGUCUUCAGCAGCUUGAACUUGUACCAGUUGUCACGGCCACUGUUCCUGUUGAUCCUAGUUGCCAAUAUCGGGAAGGUUCUUUUCCGCAUUUUCGGAGUCUAGCUGAUUCUAUCAUGGUAAUGAAUGGCAUAAAUGCUCCCAAAGUGGUUGAGUGCCUUGGCUCAGAUGGUCAGAUAUAUCGCCAACUUGCAAAAUCUGGAAAUGAUGACCUGCGACAAGAUGCUGUUAUGGAACAAUUUUUUGGUUUGGUAAACAACUUCCUGCAGAAUCAUAGAGAUACAUGGAAAAGAAGGCUAAGAAUACGUACAUACAAGGUCGUUCCAUUUACACCAAGUGCUGGUGUACUUGAAUGGGUUGAUCGUACUAUUCCGCUUGGUGAAUACCUUUUAGGAAGUGCAAGAAACGGAGGAGCACAUGGUCGAUAUGGAGUAGGUGAUUGGUCAUUUCUUCGAUGUAGGGAGUACAUGACCAACGAGAAGGACAAGAGGAAGGCCUUUUUGAAAAUCUGUGACAAUUUCAGGCCUGUUAUGCACUAUUUCUUUUUGGAGAAAUUCUUGCAACCUGCAGAUUGGUUUCAGAGCAGACUGUCUUAUACAAGAAGUGUUGCAGCUAGUUCAAUGGUAGGUUACAUUGUAGGACUUGGAGAUCGGCAUUCAAUGAAUAUUCUUAUCGAUCAAGAAACAGCUGAGGUGGUACACAUUGAUCUUGGUGUUGCCUUUGAGCAGGGACUUAUGCUUAAAACACCGGAGAGGGUUCCUUUUAGACUGACCAGAGACAUCAUAGAUGGCAUGGGUGUUACCGGUGUUGAGGGUGUUUUCAGAAGAUGUUGCGAAGAAACUCUCUCCGUCAUGAGAACAAACAAGGAAGCACUGCUGACUAUAAUUGAAGUUUUCAUCCAUGAUCCUCUGUAUAAAUGGGCUCUCUCUCCCUUGAAAGCUUUGCAGCGGCAGAAGGAAACUGAUGAUGGUAUAGAUGCAUGUUUGGAGAGUUCACAAGAUGCUUGUGAAGGAAACAAAGAUGCAGCUCGUGCUACACUCAGAGUUAAAGAAAAAUUAGAUGGCUAUGAAGCAGGUGAAAUCAGAAGUGUGCAGGGGCAGGUCCAGCAACUCAUACAGGAUGCAAUAGACAUGGACCGAUUGUGUCACAUGUUUCCAGGUUGGGCAGCUUGGUUGUGAGAAAAGCACACAAUUCCUAUGCAUUUCCACCUUCGAGGAGCAUUGUAAAACAGUCUUGCCAUUUGGAUGUCCAUUAUCCUUGAAGCAUAUUUUGGUGCCAAUCUUUCUUGAUCAUCAAAGUGAAGAAUUUAAUAUAUGUCCAUUAUCCUCUUGCUCACCUUCUCUCUAUUACAAGAGUUGGAUGGAUGAUGGAUCUGAACUGGUGUAUCAUAGCAGUUGCUUUCUAUGUUCAAUUGAAAUGGGAAAAGAUUAUGACAAACAGCUCAUGUUGGAGUCUUUUUAAUAAUCCGGGAAAUUAUAAAGGUCCUUAUCUCCCCAUUU
Molecule: messenger RNA, 9515 nt
Organism: Musa acuminata AAA Group (dessert banana)
Lineage: Eukaryota; Viridiplantae; Streptophyta; Magnoliopsida; Zingiberales; Musaceae
Product: serine/threonine-protein kinase ATM-like
Exons: 79
Coding region: 135-9194 (3019 amino acids)
Biological process (GO): DNA repair
Molecular function (GO): protein binding; protein serine/threonine kinase activity
Source: RefSeq, a predicted model, not a curated record